AUGUCUCCCCAAACAGCUGCAGAAAACCCGGCCUUCAGCGGCCCAGCUUUUGCGAGGAUACCGCCCUGGGUCCGGCAGAAGCUCUCGCCGUUGGCCAUUGAGAAAAUCCAGGCGGUGCACGAAUGGGUUGAGAAUGAGUGCAUCCCGCGGGAGCAGAUCAUGAAGGCCCAGCUCGAAGGUAACCGGUGGAAGACGCAGGAGGUGAUGCACGAGCUGAGGCAGAAGGCCAAGGAGAGGGGGCUGUUCAACCUCUUCCUGCCCAACCACUUCAAGGAGAGCCCUGGCCUGACGAACCUGGAGUAUUCGUGCUGCGCCGAGAUCAUGGGGAGGUGCUACUGGGCCGCUCAGACCAUGAACUGCCACGCGCCAGAGACGGGCAACAUCGAGCUUCUGGCCAAGUACUGCACGCCCGAGCAGAAGAAGAAGUGGAUGCAGCCGCUGCUGGACGGGACGAUGAUGUCGGCGUACUCGAUGACGGAGCCGGACGUGGCGAGCUCUGACGCGACGCAGAUCGGGAUCCGCAUCACGCGCGAGGGCAACGAGUACGUGAUCAACGGGCGCAAGCUGUACGGCAACUCCCUGUGGAACAAGGAGCUGUCCUUCUACAUCCUGAUGGGGUGCAGCGACCCGGGCAACCCGGACCGGUGGAGCCGGCACUCGACGCUCAUCGUGCCGUGCGACACCCCCGGCAUCACGCAGGUGCGCAACCUGACCAUCAUGGGCUACGACCACGCCCCGGAGGGCCACGGCGAGUACCUGUACGAGAACGUGCGCGUGCCCGUCGAGAACAUCAUCCUCGGCGAGGGCCGCGCCUUCGAGAUCGCGCAGGGCCGCCUCGGCCCGGGCCGCAUCCACCACUGCAUGCGGCUGAUCGGGCAGUGCGAGCGGGCCUACGAGCUGGCGCUGCUGCGGUGCACCGACGAGCGCAAGCGGCCGCGCGGCAAGCUGAUCGGCGAGUUCGACAGCAACAUCGAGCGCGUGGCGCAGAUGCGGCUCGAGCUGGACGCCGCGCGCCUCGUCGUGCUCAACGCCGCCGACACCAUGGACCUGCUCGGCAACAAGGCCGGCAAGCGCGCCAUCGCCCAGAGCAAGAUCCUCGUGCCCGAGCUGGCCGCCCGCGUUAUCGACGAGUGCAUGCAGAUCUACGGCGGCCAGGGCCUGACGCAGCACACGCCGCUGCCCGAGAUGUGGACAUAUGCCCGCUUCGUGAGGGUCGCCGACGGGCCCGACGCAGCGCAUAGGCACCAGGUUGGGAGGGAGGAGAUGAAGACGGCCGCGGAGUUCAGGAAGAGGCACCAGGUUUACCAGGAGAGAUACAAGAAAUUUGCUGAGCAGUACGGCGAGAAGUAUAUCACGUUUGCCUAG
Molecule: messenger RNA, 1365 nt
Organism: Phialemonium atrogriseum
Lineage: Eukaryota; Fungi; Ascomycota; Sordariomycetes; Cephalothecales; Cephalothecaceae
Product: acyl-CoA dehydrogenase family member 10
Exons: 2
Coding region: 1-1365 (454 amino acids)
Biological process (GO): fatty acid beta-oxidation using acyl-CoA dehydrogenase
Cellular component (GO): cytoplasm
Molecular function (GO): acyl-CoA dehydrogenase activity; flavin adenine dinucleotide binding
Source: RefSeq, a predicted model, not a curated record